GAAUGGCACGAAAGUAUGUACCACAUACGACAGAGCUUUGUGAAAACUCCCUAAAAAAGUUUAAGUCACUGGUAGGGACUGUGGAUAAGCUUCUCAUCAUCACUGGAGCAGGAAUUUCUACAGAAUCAGGAAUACCAGAUUAUCGAUCGAAAGAUGUCGGAUUGUACACAAAGACUGCACUUGAACCAAUUUAUUUCCAGGAUUUUAUGAAAUCAAAGAAAUGUAGGCAGAGAUACUGGUCUCGUAGCUACUUGAAUUGGCCAAGAUUUGCUCAAGCUUUACCUAACUUCAAUCAUUACGCCUUAUCAAAAUGGGAAGCUGCUAACAAAUUUCAUUGGUUGAUCACACAAAAUGUGGAUGGACUUCACUUAAAAGCGGGCUCGAAAAUGAUAACGGAACUUCAUGGCAACGCUCUUCAAGUAAAAUGCACAUCAUGUGAAUACAUCGAGACAAGACAAACGUAUCAAGACCGCCUGAAUUAUGCAAAUCCUGGCUUCAAAGAGCAGUUUGUAUCUCCUGGACAGCAAGAGCUAGAUGCUGACACUGCCUUGCCGUUGGGUAGCGAACAAGGGUUCAAGAUUCCCGAGUGUUUAAAUUGUGGGGGACUUAUGAAGACAGAUGUAACGUUGUUUGGGGAGAACCUAAACACUGACAAAAUUAAAGUUUGUGGCAAGAAGGUGAAUGAAUGCAAUGGAGUUUUAACACUUGGGACAUCGUUGGAAGUGCUUUCCGGAUAUCAGAUUGUCAAUCAUGCCCAUAUGCAAAACAAACCAAUUUUCAUCGUGAACAUUGGACCUACUAGAGCUGAUCAGAUGGCAACAAUGAAGUUAGACUACAGAAUUUCGGAUGUUUUGAAAGAAAUGUAAAGCAAGAUGUGUGGUUUUUUAAUUUUUAAGUUCUCAUGUUCUCAUGUUCUCAUGAUUUAUAAGGGUGUUCACCGUUUUCCAUUUAAUUGAAAAUUAUUAUUUUUGAUUAUGUUCUAGAGAAAGUUAACAAUACAAUAAACGAUAUGUACAUGUUGAA
This is a messenger RNA of Caenorhabditis elegans, 1023 nucleotides long. RefSeq names its product NAD-dependent protein deacylase sir-2.3 (gene sir-2.3). Gene Ontology annotation, molecular function: NAD+ binding; zinc ion binding; NAD-dependent protein lysine deacetylase activity. The record is from RefSeq and is marked reviewed. Lineage: Eukaryota; Metazoa; Nematoda; Chromadorea; Rhabditida; Rhabditidae. The transcript has 7 exons. Gene Ontology annotation, biological process: chromatin remodeling. The coding region runs from base 3 to 866 and encodes 287 amino acids. Gene Ontology annotation, cellular component: mitochondrial matrix; mitochondrion.